Molecule: messenger RNA, 1117 nt
Organism: Cimex lectularius (bed bug)
Lineage: Eukaryota; Metazoa; Arthropoda; Insecta; Hemiptera; Cimicidae
Product: calcitonin gene-related peptide type 1 receptor-like
Exons: 8
Coding region: 242-1099 (285 amino acids)
Biological process (GO): cell surface receptor signaling pathway; adenylate cyclase-modulating G protein-coupled receptor signaling pathway
Cellular component (GO): plasma membrane
Molecular function (GO): calcitonin receptor activity
Source: RefSeq, a predicted model, not a curated record
CGUUUUUAAAAACGAGUGUCGUUGAUUCAAAUUUAUAACUGGCGCAGUCAAAUUGGACUAGAUUCAUGGGAACAGUGUACAUGUUACCGCGAUAUACAAGACCUACCAGAUCCUUUUUGAUGUGAAGAAACUGUGAUGUGCAACUCUGCAAUCUACGUUCUGGCAUUGCUCUCAGCCAGCUAGAGCCAGCGAGGACCAGCCGUUGCGACCCAUCGAGCCAAGUCGACGGCCGAGAGAAAAGAUGCUGUGGACACUAAUCGUGGCGAGCGUCGUUUGGGUUUCAGGCAAUGUUGAAAAUGUAACGCAGUCCACAAUCCGAUCUAAUAUCAGAUUCCUAUUGGAGUUGAGAAAGAAAUGCGACACCUGGAAAAAGGCGCAACUGAAGCAUUUCCUGCCUACUCCUCCUGCAGGACAAGAUUCGAAUGGGAUGCGUGCGUACUGCCCCGCUGCGUUCGACGGUUGGUCUUGUUGGAACACGACUCCAUCCGGCGAGACGGCCCUCGCCCCCUGCCCUUAUUUUGUUACAGGCUUCGACAUCAAACGAUUCGCGUUUCGUAAAUGCUUGGAUAACGGUUCGUGGUUCAGACAUCCUGACACAGGUCAGCCUUGGUCCAACUACACAACCUGCAUCGAUAUGGACGACCUAGAGUUCAGGGAGAUAGUAAACACAAUUUAUGUCGUGGGCUAUUACGUAUCGUUCGCAGCGCUCGUCCUAUCGCUCCUGAUCUUCCUCACAUUCAGGAGUCUACGGUGCACAAGGAUCGCAAUACACAUUCAGCUCUUUUCAUCGUUCGCUGCCAACAACCUUAUGUGGAUUAUUUGGUACAAACUGGUUGUCGGAAACACAUCUGUAGUUCAAAGAAAUCAGCCAUUCUGUCAGAUACUUCACAUCGUGUUGCAGUACCUCAUGGUGGCAAACUACCUGUGGAUGUUCUGCGAAGGGCUACACCUCCACUUGGCCCUGGUCGUGGUUUUCGUCAAAGACAACUCAGCAAUGAGAUGGUUCUACUGCAUCGGUUGGGUUUUCCCUGGAAUUCUCACAGCAAUCUACGCUUCCGUGAGAUACUGGUAUACCGAAGAGACAAGACAAAACAUUUGACUGAGGAAAGAUAAUAAG